AAAAAAAAAAAAAGCAAAACCAAUCUAUGUUUUAAGAAAGUUUAUGAAUUUGUUUUGGGCCACAUCGUUCAAAACUGUCCUGGGCUGCAUGCAGCCCUCGGGCCAUUGUUGGACAAGCUAGCUAUAGAGCUUUCAAGGGUCUUGGAAGCUCUUUUGAAGGGAACUAGGGAAUAAGACCAAAUAUUCUAACAAAAGAUACUCUUCUCAUUCUAUCACUUAGGAAAUUAUGAGAGUCUUAGGGAGCUCUGUAUUAGGAAUACAGGGGGUGGGGUGGGGAGGAACAAGUAUUUCUUAUGUCACAACCUAACAGCCAACCAACAUUUUAAGUCAUUGAGGUAACUUAGUAAUUUCGUAAACCAGUACCCUUGAUUUUAGUUUUAACUUUUGAUAUAUAUUAUAUGCAGAAAAAUACACUUCACACAUGUGGAGCUUGAUGAAUUUCAAAUGCACACCCACCUAACCACCAUAUAAACAGAGCAUUCUUAGCCCAUCGAAAGCCCCCUCAUGUUCUCUCUUCCAGCCACUACCUCUACAGUCCCCACGCCUCAAUCCUGACUAGUUUUGCACUCUGUAUAAAUGAACUCAUAAAAUGUAAACUAUUUUAUGUUUGCUUUCUUUUGCUCAGUACUGUUUGUGAAAUUCAUGUAUAUUGUUGCAUGUAAUCAUUCUCGUUGCUGUAUAGUAUUCCAUUGUGUGCAUAUACCAAAAUUUAUUGAUCCACCCAUUUUACCGUAGAUGGGCAUUUAGAUAAUUUCCAGUUUUCGGCUACUAGGAUUAGUGCUUCUGGAAACAUUCUAGUGUAUGAUACACACAUUGCCAUUGAAUGGUGAACAGAGGUACAUAUUACAGUUGACUAUUGUCUUAGGCUGUUAGGUGUUGCUGUAAUACAACACCUGGGACUGGAUAGCUUAUAAAGAAAAGAGGUUUGUUUGGUUUUUUUAGCUCACAAUUCUGGAGGCUGGGAAGUUCAAGACUGGAUGGCUACAUCUGCUCGGCUUCUGGUGAGGGCCUUAUGCUGCACGAAGAUGUGGUGGAAAAGUGGAAGAAGAACAGGCAUGUGUGGGGAGGGACCAAACAUGAGAACAUUUGGCUUUAUUAACAACCCGCUCUCAAGGAAGCUUAUCCAUUCUCAAGAGAUUGUAGAACUCAGUCACUCUCUUGAUACUGCAUUAAUUCUAUUCAUGAGGGAUCCAGCUCCAUGACCCAAACACAUCCCAACUGAAGUCAGCUAAACUUCUGUAUAAGUUUUGGCCAGUAAAUCCAUAUCCAAACCAUAGCAAGUAUAUACUUAGAAGUGGGAUUUUGGGAUCAUGGGGGUACACAUGUUUAACAAUAUGAGAUACUGCCAGUUUUCAUAAGUGGUUGUAUCAAUCAAUAUAUAAUUGUACCAGCAGUGCAUGAGAGCUUCCCUCCCUCACAUCCUUACCAUGGUUGGUAUUUGUCUUUUUCACCUUAGCCAUUCUGGUGAAUGUGUAGUGGAAUUAGGUUGUGGUUUUAAUCCCAUCCUUUAUUUUUGAUUCAGAAAGACUUGGUUAUCUGCUUGAUUUUUUUAAUGGACUCUAAUCUCCACUGUUUUUAGAUGGUGUCCUUAGAAAGGCAUUAUUAUUAACUUUUCAGAAAGGCUGAUGUGUUCCAAUAGAUUCCAUCAUCUCUCAGCGGUUCUGUAAGAAGCUGGUAAAGUCGGUGUCUUGUACUGAAUUAUAUUCUGCUCUCACCAUAUGUUUGGUUUGUUGCAGUGAGAUCAGCAGAAAUAAGGAACCAAGUCCAAAUGAGGCAAGCUUAAUUUGAACUAGCAUAAUUUAUUAGUACUAAACCAGGACAUUUAUAGUUCUAUACAGGGCAGUCAAUGGGUGAAAGAUGGCUAAGUCUGAAGCUUGUUCAUGUUGUGGUCCUAUGAGACCUAACUUGAUUUUCAGGUUUUGAGAGGGAAAUUCCCAUGUCACGAUCCAGUACACUCCCAGGAUAGAGAAUGAAGAAGACGACAAAAGGUGAAGUAGUUUAAAACCACUUGACAUCUGAAGGCACAGCCAUUGUGUUUCUUCCUUACCAUGCAGUCCAGGUUUUUCUUUUUGUCAAGGCAAUUUCAGGAUCUACAGAAUUUACUGUGAAAAUCUUGAAGGAAAAUGAAAGCUUGACUAGGAAAAUGAAAGCUUGGCACAGGAAGCAUGCUAAAGAGACCCAGGUCGCCCUGUGUGAUGGCGAAAUGUGAUUCAUCCUCGAGCUGUGUUCCUGAGACAGUUCACACUGGACAUAGGAAGAAUGGAAGUGAGGAAAGGCAAUCAACUGACACAGGAGCCAGAGUGAGACCAGCAGACUCUCACACUGAACCUACACCAUGAAUUUGUGUCUAUCUUCUACGCGUUAAGAGCCAAGGACAGGUGAAGUUGCUGGAGAGCAAUGGCUGUCUUUACUCCGUGGAAGUUGUCCUCUCAGAAGCUGGGCUUUUUCCUGGUGACUUUUGGCUUCAUUUGGGGUAUGAUGCUUCUGCACUUUACCAUCCAGCAGCGAACUCAGCCUGAAAGCAGCUCCAUGCUGCGUGAGCAGAUCCUGGACCUCAGCAAAAGGUACAUCAAGGCACUGGCAGAAGAAAACAGGAAUGUGGUGGAUGGGCCAUACGCUGGAGUCAUGACAGCUUAUGAUCUGAAGAAAACCCUUGCUGUGUUAUUAGAUAACAUUUUGCAGCGCAUUGGCAAGUUGGAGUCGAAGGUGGACAAUCUUGUUGUCAAUGGCACCGGAACAAACUCAACCAACUCCACCACAGCUGUUCCCAGCUUGGUUGCACUUGAGAAAAUUAAUGUGGCAGAUAUCAUUAACGGAGCUCAAGAAAAAUGUGUAUUGCCUCCUAUGGACGGCUACCCCCACUGUGAGGGAAAGAUCAAGUGGAUGAAAGACAUGUGGCGUUCAGAUCCCUGCUACGCAGACUAUGGAGUGGAUGGGUCCACCUGCUCUUUUUUUAUUUACCUCAGUGAGGUUGAAAAUUGGUGUCCUCAUUUACCUUGGAGAGCAAAAAAUCCCUACGAAGAAGCUGAUCAUAAUUCAUUGGCGGAAAUUCGUACAGAUUUUAAUAUUCUCUACAGUAUGAUGAAAAAGCAUGAAGAAUUCCGGUGGAUGAGACUACGGAUCCGGCGAAUGGCUGACGCAUGGAUUCAAGCAAUCAAGUCCCUGGCAGAAAAGCAGAACCUUGAAAAGAGAAAGCGGAAGAAAGUCCUCGUUCACCUGGGACUCCUGACCAAGGAAUCUGGAUUUAAGAUUGCAGAGACAGCUUUCAGUGGUGGCCCUCUUGGUGAAUUAGUUCAGUGGAGUGAUUUAAUUACAUCUCUGUACUUACUGGGCCAUGACAUUAGGAUUUCAGCUUCACUGGCUGAGCUCAAAGAAAUCAUGAAGAAGGUUGUAGGAAACCGAUCUGGCUGCCCAACUGUAGGAGACAGGAUCGUUGAGCUCAUUUAUAUUGAUAUUGUAGGACUUGCUCAAUUCAAGAAAACUCUUGGACCAUCCUGGGUUCAUUACCAGUGCAUGCUCCGAGUCCUCGAUUCAUUUGGUACUGAACCUGAAUUUAAUCACGCAAAUUAUGCCCAAUUGAAAGGCCACAAGACCCCCUGGGGAAAAUGGAAUCUGAACCCUCAGCAGUUUUAUACCAUGUUCCCUCAUACCCCAGACAACAGCUUUCUGGGGUUUGUGGUCGAGCAGCACCUGAACUCCAGUGACAUCCACCACAUUAAUGAAAUCAAAAGGCAGAACCAGUCCCUUGUGUAUGGCAAAGUGGAUAGCUUCUGGAAGAAUAAGAAGAUCUACUUGGACAUUAUUCACACAUACAUGGAAGUGCAUGCAACUGUUUAUGGCUCCAGCACAAAGAAUAUUCCCAGUUACGUGAAAAACCAUGGUAUCCUCAGUGGACGAGACCUGCAGUUUCUUCUUCGAGAAACCAAGUUGUUUGUUGGACUUGGGUUCCCUUACGAGGGCCCGGCUCCCCUGGAGGCUAUCGCAAAUGGAUGUGCUUUUCUGAAUCCCAAGUUCAACCCACCCAAAAGCAGCAAAAACACAGACUUUUUCAUUGGCAAGCCAACUCUGAGAGAGCUGACAUCCCAGCAUCCUUACGCUGAAGUUUUCAUCGGGCGGCCACAUGUGUGGACUGUUGACCUCAACAAUCAGGAGGAAGUAGAGGAUGCAGUGAAAGCAAUUUUAAAUCAGAAGAUUGAGCCAUACAUGCCAUAUGAAUUUACAUGCGAGGGGAUGCUACAGAGAAUCAAUGCUUUCAUUGAAAAACAGGACUUCUGCCAUGGGCAAGUGAUGUGGCCGCCCCUCAGCGCCCUGCAGGUCAAGCUUGCUGAGCCCGGGCAGUCCUGCAAGCAGGUGUGCCAGGAGAGCCAGCUCAUCUGCGAGCCCUCUUUCUUCCAGCACCUCAACAAGGACAAGGACAUGCUGAAGUACAAGGUAACCUGCCAAAGCUCAGAGCUGGCCAAGGACAUCCUGGUGCCCUCCUUUGACCCCAAGAAUAAGCACUGUGUGUUUCAAGGUGAUCUCCUGCUCUUCAGCUGUGCAGGCGCCCACCCCAGGCACCAGAGGGUCUGCCCCUGCCGGGACUUCAUCAAGGGCCAGGUGGCUCUCUGCAAAGACUGCCUAUAGCAGCUACCUGCUCAGCCCUGCACCAUGCUGCUGGGGAAGACAGUGGCCCCAGCCCCAUCAGGCAGGGCCAGGGACAGAAGUAAUCCAGGGACUCUGGCAAGAGCCUGAACUUUUUGGUAGAAGGUUCUGAUGUGGUAUUGCCCUUGCUGCACUCCGAGCAACCCAGUGGAGUCUUCACCAAAACAAAACGAGAGCAUAUGUCAGGCCAGGAGCCUGGCUUGUCCCUGGCACAAUGUCAUUUCUGUUUCUCAAGGAGCAACUGUGGGAAGACUGUCACUGCAGCUGCUCCAGGGCAAAAGAAAGUCUCAAGAGUCCUUUAAAGCAAAACAGAAGGAAUUGAGCUGAUGGGAAAGAACUUUGAAUGGGAACAUUCCUAAACCCAUUAACUUAUUUAUUCGGGUGGGAGGGAGGGGACCACGGGAGGGAGAGGAGGGAUUGAUCACAGGCUUCUUUUAUUUCCACUGUUAAUCAUCCACCUUCACUAUACUGUUCUGUCUGCUUUGGGCAGGGUGCAGGAGAGAGACCAUGUGCCAUGGGACUGGUGGCGUGUUCAGGGACAGCCAUGGGGACUUGGCAGCUCAAAACGGAUGGCAGCAGAGCAAAAGAAACUUUUGUUUUGGAAGCACAGCCGAACUCCCCAGGGCAUUGUCAUAGAUGGCACCUAGAGCAUGGGCUGCUUCAGUCGGGGGGACGUGCCUGUAUUGUCCAGAGAGCCCAGCCAGGGACUAAAAAGGAGAUGAGGCCCCUUUCCUCCAUCUCCCCAUGACCAGACACAUACCUUGGCCAUAAUUUAUUUUAGAAUCCCUUUGGGAAAGAAAUAUGGGAUUGAGGCAUUUUGGAGUUUCUGGUAAACUCACCCUCCCUCCAGCCCUGCUAUGAGGAGGAAAGUAGAGAUGAAGGACACACACUGCUCAUGGACUUGGAGAGGAUUGUCUUUGAGCCAAGAUGUGGACAGGAGUGAACUUA
Cercocebus atys (sooty mangabey) is the source of this 5589-nucleotide messenger RNA. RefSeq names its product mannosyl (alpha-1,6-)-glycoprotein beta-1,6-N-acetyl-glucosaminyltransferase (gene MGAT5). The transcript has 17 exons. Lineage: Eukaryota; Metazoa; Chordata; Mammalia; Primates; Cercopithecidae. The record is from RefSeq and is a predicted model, not a curated record. Gene Ontology annotation, molecular function: alpha-1,6-mannosylglycoprotein 6-beta-N-acetylglucosaminyltransferase activity. Gene Ontology annotation, biological process: protein N-linked glycosylation. The coding region runs from base 2398 to 4623 and encodes 741 amino acids. Gene Ontology annotation, cellular component: Golgi apparatus.